UCGAGCGCAACGUCCUAUUUCAUCAUGGUGAUAACAGCUUCCCAGUCAUUUUCUUAGAAUUCAUGGAUCGAUCCCCAGUCAAACAGCCAGCACGCGGAGCAGUAAGGAGAUUAUCUGUAAUUGCCGCGUUCCUCGGAGGCAGCGAUAGGCGGGCAGUGACUUGGUAGAAUAAUGAACACAAUAAUAUUACGGGACAGAAAUAUUUUCAGUUUCAGUCAACGCCAGUGGAGGCUGUCGCUAGGCUUGUUUGUUGUACACGUCGCUGUGUUUGUUUGUUGUUGCAUAUCUGGUGAGCUGACAGUGACAGUUGUUGCGUUUUAAGGGACGCUCGUAGGCUAUAUCGGAUGUUCAUUAACACGGACGCAGUAUUGGUCAACAGCGUAUUACGAGUAAUUUUAGUUUAAAGUGAAACAUUGGUGCAAAGAACUGAAAAGUGCUUCUGAAGACAGCGGCGCGCAUGUCUGCAUUUUUCUUUUAUAUUUUGUCUUAUAAUCUCAACUUUUCUUGUUGAUGUUUAUUUAUUUUUUUUACAUAGAAACGGUUUGCGCUUUUUUUCCCACAGGAUUGAUGCCCUUAAAAAUACCAGGUUACUUGACAUUUUUACAAAGUUGAGCAACUUGGGAGAAGAUUACCAGCAAAAAAAAAAAAAAAAAAAAAAAAAAUUUCUGGAAAUUUAUUAUAGAGAGUCUCUUUUUAAAAAGAUUUUAGGAGAAUAUAGAAAGUAGGGAACUGUUGUAGAAGUAUAUCAGUGCAUCAUAGAUGGUACAAUACAAUACAAGACACAUGGAAGUUUCUUGUGAAUAUUUCACCAGAGGUUGCCAGGAGAGAAUGAAACUGUCAUCUUUACAGAGGCAUAUGAAGGAAUGUAGGUGGAGACCAAUACAGUGUAGAAACCAGGGCUGCGGAGCUAUGGUGAGUUUAAAUGCAUUGGAGGAACACGAAUCCACAUGGUGCUCGUUUCGCCCUCAAGGAUUUUGCCAGAAGGGAUGCCAACUGCCCCUGAUGCCAAAGAAUUCAGAAAAUCACGACUGCCUACAAGCGUUACGAAAUCAUGUGACCAGUCAAGAAUUGGAGCUUCGUUCUGCAAAAAACCAGCUGCGGAAACUUACGACAAAUUAUGGCAAACGAGAAAAGAUGCUACUUGGACAGAUUGCAGAGCUGCAUAGUGAGUUGAAAUUCCAGGUGGAACACUUUCAGAAGAGAUUAGUGGAUUGCAAAAGUCAGCUGUCAUCUUUAUCAACUUACAGUCUGUCAUGCUUACAGCCAACAGAGGAAAAUAUUACAGUAAUAUUGGAGAGGAAGAAUCAUUCACUGGGAUUCAACUUGAUGGGUGGAUUCACACCUGAAGGUGGAGCCAGUUGUGGUCUGGUGGUUUCCAGGGUGACCAAAGGGGGUCCAGCAGACAGGAUGGGGCUACUGCUACAUGACCAGAUCCUCAAGGUAAAUGGACAGGACUUGUCCAAGGCAUCGCACGAAGAAGCUGUGGAGGCAUUUCAUGGUGCCCAGGAGCCGAUCAUAGUGGAGGUUCUAAGGAGAGUGAACAAAAACAGUAACAACAUCAGUAACAGUAGCAGUAACAGCAGCCAGAUGAGGAAUAGGUCGCCCACGCUCGUGUCUGUUGGCACGCAGACAGAUGUUGAUGGGUCUGAUACCAGCAGUUACUAUGGUUCAUGUAGGCCGCCUACACCACCACCAAAUCUCUUGGACUUUCAGCGAUAUGGAUUGUACCAGCCCUCAUCCCGCCAGCCAGUGGCCUUCUCUCCCAGCGCUGACCUCGGCCUCACGGACAUUGAGAUGGCCCAUGGCAUGGACUUCUUUGAUCAGUACGAUGACGAUCCUGGUUACGAACUAGAAUAUGAG
Messenger RNA from Lingula anatina, 1860 nucleotides. RefSeq names its product E3 ubiquitin-protein ligase PDZRN3. The record is from RefSeq and is a predicted model, not a curated record. NCBI's taxonomy places the organism in Eukaryota, Metazoa, Brachiopoda, Lingulata, Lingulida, Lingulidae. Gene Ontology annotation, molecular function: protein binding.